Messenger RNA from Enterobius vermicularis (human pinworm), 282 nucleotides. NCBI's taxonomy places the organism in Eukaryota, Metazoa, Nematoda, Chromadorea, Rhabditida, Oxyuridae. The record is from the annotation of a GenBank genome assembly.
AUGGCCGUACCUGAUGGUUACUGUUUGAUGGGUAAAGCAACAUUGCAAACAUCGGGUGAGUACAAGGGUAUCAGGGAUGUGAUUGCCAAAUAUUCAGAUGCCAAAAGAGAGGAGGGAGAAAGAAGCUGUAUAGCAACGGUGGAAGCCAAGGACAAGAAAGGAGGGAAAGCAGAGGAAGACCCGGGACAGAAAGGGACCGAGAAGGAAGGGGGGAUGCGGGAGGGAGGGAAGCAUAGAGAGGGCGCUCAGGGACAUGGGACUCCCAACACGUUCCUCCCUUGA